UCCUAUAUACGAGAAACAUGUCAACAAAUGAACUAAACUCAUUAUCUGCCUUUACCGCACAGGAGAAUGCCGCAAAAUCUUCCUCGAAAAAAUCCCUUUCGGGAAAAAUUCUCAUCGGAGUGACAGGUGGCAUAGCGGUCGGACUUUCAAUCGUGUGCUACCCCUUCGUAGCACCGGCGUUGCGUAAACAUUGUUUACCGUUUGUGCCGGCUACGUCCAAGCAAAUCGACAAUGUGCUGGCGUCGGUUCGGAGAGCAGGUACGGCCGACAAACUUUUGGACAUCGGUUCCGGCGAUGGCCGUAUUGUGAUUGCUUCUGCCAAACGUCUCCAGCUGGAGUCGCAUGGGGUGGAGCUGAAUCCUUGGUUGGUUUACUACUCGCGAUUGGCUGCACUAAAAGGGGGCGUUUUUGGACAGACGAAGUUCUACCGGAAGGAUUUGUGGAAAUACGAUAUUUCUAAAUACAAUAACAUUGUUAUCUUCGGAGUGGAACAAAUGAUGGCUGAUUUAGAAAAGAAGAUCCAAGAUGAAGCUAAACCUGACUCAACUAUCAUUGCGUGUCGGUUUCCAUUUCCUAUGCUUCAACCAACAAAAACGAUAGACGACGGAAUUGAUUCAGUGUGGGUUUAUCAGAACGUGAAACAAAAAUGAAUAUUUAUAUCUAGUCUUGAUUUGCAUUUUAUGUAUUGAGCUGUUAGGGAACUUUUAUAAUAAUUAUGUUAACGCUAAUUAUGUUUCCUAAACUAUAAAUACAAUUUAGUUGUUUAACAAAAAGAGAAA
Armigeres subalbatus is the source of this 779-nucleotide messenger RNA. RefSeq names its product ATP synthase subunit C lysine N-methyltransferase. Gene Ontology annotation, molecular function: protein-lysine N-methyltransferase activity. The record is from RefSeq and is a predicted model, not a curated record. The transcript has 3 exons. Gene Ontology annotation, biological process: regulation of mitochondrial ATP synthesis coupled proton transport; peptidyl-lysine trimethylation; positive regulation of proton-transporting ATP synthase activity, rotational mechanism. Bases 18 to 650 code for a protein of 210 amino acids. Gene Ontology annotation, cellular component: mitochondrion. NCBI's taxonomy places the organism in Eukaryota, Metazoa, Arthropoda, Insecta, Diptera, Culicidae.